Molecule: messenger RNA, 246 nt
Organism: Anthostomella pinea
Lineage: Eukaryota; Fungi; Ascomycota; Sordariomycetes; Xylariales; Xylariaceae
Source: the annotation of a GenBank genome assembly
AUGAGCCAGGCCAGAUCCAGCGGACUAGACCGCAGCCCCGAAGCGAGCCACCAGGUAGACCAGCAGGUCCAUCAACUCGGUCGACCCUGGGAAGGCAAGCACCGCGGACAGGAAAAAGAUACGCCUCAGUCUGCCGGGCAAGAGGCUACUGGCCAAGAGACUGGUGGGACCCUCGACCGGUGGGCGGCCCAGGACAUGAAGGACGAGCCGUAUCAUGAUAUCGGAGCCGUCGCGAAGAAGGGGUAG